AUGCUCCAGCGCAAGCAAAGCGAGAGCACAGUCACCAAGAAGCGGCCACUGUACGAAUUCCGGCGCGCGCACGGCGGCAGCGCCGUGCCCAGCGAAGACGGACCUCCGCUAGGCAUGGCGUACGUCCACCAGCGCGUGCAAUGCGUGGAGGUUGCCUCGGCCGAGACGACCCCGCGCCGUAUCAACCGGUACAGCAGAGCCGAGCGCCGCGCGAUUUUCAAGAAACUCAGCUACCCGUCGCGGCUGGUGGAAGACUUUAGCGCAGACGCUGCGCACAUCCGCGCAUCGCGCCGGGCCACCAAGUGCGAGCUGCGCCUGGAGCGAAAACGAGCCGUGGACGACGAGCCUGGACGACUGGGAUAG
Messenger RNA from Saprolegnia diclina VS20, 363 nucleotides. RefSeq lists its product as hypothetical. Lineage: Eukaryota; Oomycota; Saprolegniomycetes; Saprolegniales; Saprolegniaceae. The transcript is spliced from 2 exons. The record is from RefSeq and is a predicted model, not a curated record. The coding region runs from base 1 to 363 and encodes 120 amino acids.